AUGCUCAGCUUCUUAUUAGCAUAUCAUGCUAUAUCCAAAGUAGUAGCAGAUCCAGGAUCAUAUUCAGAUCUAGUUCAGUCAAAACUCGAGUUAACUUUCACAUCUGUUGAAAAUUACGAUACUUUUGUUAUUUUCCCAACCCCUGAUAAGUUUACUAUCAACAACAACAUUAUUAAACCUAUUUACUACAAUCCAGAAACAUUAGUUAUUGAAUCAAUUAAUAACGUAUUGCACAAACUUAAAAACCAUAAGUUUAAAUAG
Molecule: messenger RNA, 261 nt
Organism: Trichomonas vaginalis G3
Lineage: Eukaryota; Parabasalia; Trichomonadida; Trichomonadidae
Exons: 1
Coding region: 1-261 (86 amino acids)
Source: RefSeq, a predicted model, not a curated record